Molecule: messenger RNA, 1270 nt
Organism: Tauraco erythrolophus (red-crested turaco)
Lineage: Eukaryota; Metazoa; Chordata; Aves; Musophagiformes; Musophagidae
Source: RefSeq, a predicted model, not a curated record
AUCUACUUGAAUCACUCAACAAGAACAAGCAAUCGGCCAAUGGCCAGUCCCAAUCCAGAGAGUCCACAAACCCCCAGUUCAAGAAAAUGAGCGGAGACUUCCCAUCGGCCAACGGAGAGGCUGGUGGGGAGGCUCCCAAGGGCUACACUCAGGACCAGGUGGAUGCAGUGAAGAGGGUAAAGCAAUGCAAAGAUUACUAUGAAAUUCUGGGAGUAAACAGAGAAGCUUCUGAUGAGGACCUGAAGAAGGCUUACCGGAAACUUGCACUGAAGUUUCACCCAGAUAAGAACCACGCACCAGGGGCUACGGAGGCAUUUAAAGCCAUCGGUAACGCGUACGCGGUGUUGAGCAACCCGGAGAAGAGGAAGCAAUACGACCAGUUUGGAGACGAGAAACUCAACCCUGCUCGGCACGGACACAGUCACUCGGACUUCCACCGCGGGUUUGAGGCAGACAUCUCCCCCGAGGACCUCUUCAACAUGUUUUUUGGUGGUGGUUUUCCUUCUAGUAACGUUCACGUGUACAGCAACGGCAGGAUGCGAUACACCUACCAUCAGAGGCAGGACAGACGAGAACAUCAGGGUGAUGGUGGCCUUGGGUUGUUCGUCCAGCUGAUGCCUAUCCUCAUCCUCAUCAUUGUGUCUGCUCUCAGCCAGAUGAUGGUCUCCAGCCCACCCUACAGUUUGAGCCAGAGACCGUCUGUGGGUCACACACACAGGAGAAUGACAGAGCACUUGAAAGUCGUCUACUAUGUAUCCGAGAACUUUGCAGAUGAAUACACGGGCACGAACCUGAAAAACGUGGAAAGGAGCGUGGAGGACGACUAUAUAGCAAACCUUCGAAAUAACUGCUGGAAAGAGAAGCAGCAGAAGGAAGGCUUGUUGUACCGGGCACGCUACUUUGGAGACUCAGAUCUGUACCAGCGAGCACAGAAGAUGGGCACCCCCAGCUGUAGCAGACUGUCAGACGUUCAAGCCUCUCUGCACGGAUAGUCACCGCCUGCCCGCUCAGCAGGAGUCUAAACUCUUGAAAUGCCUGAAGACUUUUGGUGAAGUGCACUGAGCCCAGGUGACAGACUUGAUAUUUAAAAAGAAUCAAACCUUAUCUUAAAAAUGGAAUCAGAGAAUUAGCGACGCACAACUGCCCUCUUUCUUCUCUCUGCCCGUCUCUGCCGUUCGACCUGCGUCUCAGGCAGCGAUCAGGACAGGAAAUCAAGCUGCCCGUCUUCCUCCUUCCCUUCCGACACUGCUAGCGUGCCACAGUCUCGUUG